CCAAAUUGGCGCGGAACCGGCUUCUCCACAGUGUUUCGCCUCCACAACCCCCUCUCCGCGCGGCUCGGGCAGGAUGGGAGGGGGGAAGUAGGGGCGCUGCCCAGGCCCCACUCGGGCUGUCCGGGGGAGAGACUGCAGGACGCAGAAGAGACCCAUCUGCCUCCCUGCGCUUUCCGGGCGCUGAGGGUGGUUUGCAAAUUUCUGAAGACGCUCUCAUCCGGGCUGUACAUUUCGCUGAGGAAAUGCAGGCAUGUGUCCAAAAGCAUGAGUCCGAAAUCAUGCACUAAUAUACUGCAGAAAUCAUCGUGAGGUUUCAUACACCUGAAAGAAGAGAAUGUCAAGACGCAGUAGCCGUUUACAAGCUAAACAGCAGCCCCAGCCCAGUCAGACGGAUUCCCCGCAAGAAACCCAGAUAAUUCAGGCCAAGAAGAGAAAAACGGCCCAGGAUGUCAAAAAAAGAAAAGAGGAGAAGGUCAUCAAGAAACAUCAGUAUGAGAUUAGGAAUUGUUGGCCACCUGUAUUAUCUGGGGGGAUCAGUCCUUGCAUUAUCAUUGAAACACCCCACAAAGAAAUAGGAACAAGCGACUUCUCCAGAUUUACAAAUUACAGAUUUAAAAACCUUUUCAUUAAUCCUUCACCUUUGCCUGAUUUAAGCUGGGGAUGUUCACAGGAUGUUUGGCUAAACAUGUUAAAAAAAGAGACCAGAUAUGUUCAUGACAAACAUUUUGAAGUUCUGCAUUCUGAAUUGGAACCACAGAUGAGGUCAAUACUUCUAGACUGGCUUUUAGAGGUGUGUGAAGUAUACACACUUCAUAGGGAAACAUUCUAUCUUGCGCAAGACUUUUUUGAUAGAUUUAUGUUGACACAAAAGGAUAUAAAUAAAAAUAUGCUUCAACUCAUUGGAAUUACCUCAUUAUUCAUUGCUUCCAAACUUGAGGAAAUCUACGCUCCUAAGCUGCAAGAGUUUGCUUAUGUCACUGACGGUGCUUGCAGUGAAGAGGAUAUCUUAAGGAUGGAACUCAUUAUAUUAAAGGCUUUAAAAUGGGAACUUUGUCCUGUAACAGUCAUCUCCUGGCUAAAUCUCUUCCUCCAAGUUGAUGCUCUUAAAGAUGCUCCUAAAGUUCUUCUACCUCAGUAUUCUCAGGAAAAGUUCAUUCAAAUAGCUCAGCUUUUAGAUCUGUGUAUUCUUGCCAUCGAUUCAUUAGAGUUCCAGUACAGAAUACUCGCUGCUGCUGCCUUGUGCCAUUUUACCUCUCUUGAAGUGGUUAAGAAAGCCUCAGGUUUGGAAUGGGACAACAUUUCUGAAUGUGUAGACUGGAUGGUGCCUUUUGUCAGCACAGUAAAAAGUACUAGCCCAGUGAAGCUGAAGGUUUUUAAGAAGAUUUCUAUGGAAGACAGACACAAUAUACAGACACAUACAAAUUAUCUGGCUAUGAUGGAUGAAGUAAAUUAUAUAAACACCUUCAGAAAGGGGGGACAGUUGUCACCAGUUUGCAAUGGAGGCAUUAUGACACCACCGAAGAGCACUGAAAAACCACCAGGAAAACACACUCAAGUUAACUGAGCAAACAGGCUGGAACUGAUGAAGCGCUGCGCAGCAUUUCACAGAGCUUAACUACUUAAGUUUUACAGGAAAAUAGUGCUGUGGCUGUCCUGGCCGAUUCAGAAGUUUCACUGGCAUUCUCUGACUUAAAAAACCACUUAAAAUUGGCACUAAGGAGGACAUUUAAUUCCUAUGUUCGCUGUUUAAAGAAACAGCAGGACUUGUUUACAAAGAUGACUUCAUUCCCAACACUGACUGGAGAGAAGCCAGCCAUGAUUCAUGACAUAAGAAUUUUUUUGAUACGGUGUUGCUAUGUUUAUCUUGAUAAACUAGGAAUUUCAUCAUUGGAGUUUUUGACUAGAUAAGUGCUACCUUAAAGGGUACAUUAAGUGAUACAGUACUUUGAAUCUAGUUUUUAGAUUCUCAAAAUGUAUAAACUCUUAACUAGUGCAAUUUGGUUCUUGAAAAUAAAAUUUAAAUUUGU
Messenger RNA from Mesoplodon densirostris (Blainville's beaked whale), 2027 nucleotides. RefSeq names its product cyclin E2 (gene CCNE2). The transcript has 12 exons. Gene Ontology annotation, cellular component: cyclin E1-CDK2 complex; centrosome; cytoplasm. Gene Ontology annotation, molecular function: cyclin-dependent protein serine/threonine kinase regulator activity. The coding region runs from base 335 to 1564 and encodes 409 amino acids. Lineage: Eukaryota; Metazoa; Chordata; Mammalia; Artiodactyla; Ziphiidae. Gene Ontology annotation, biological process: regulation of cyclin-dependent protein serine/threonine kinase activity; G1/S transition of mitotic cell cycle. The record is from RefSeq and is a predicted model, not a curated record.